GUCGAGAAAUGUUGUGCCACUUAUUUUAAAGUCUCUUUUAAAAUUCUCGGACGACAGCUGAUCUUUGGUCUGGGCUCACCCCUGCAACUGGACCGCGAGAGCGUGAUCGUCGGUCUCUUUUCGAAGAUUGUGUACGAGAUGCCUUCCAACGCGUCAGACUUCACUAUUCCAGGAGUCUAUUACUCUCGAACGCAGAAGAGCAGGUGGAGUAUUUACAAGGUGCUGGAAAAGGUGGCUGAUCUAUACGGAUUCGGCGGCAAAGCGUGUCUAUUGAAGGCCAUUUGUGAAGCUGCGUCUGCUCCUUUCGACGGGACUCAUGGUUUACUGGGACAGCUGUUGCACGUGUUCUUCAAGCCUUCUAGCACCGACGAGCGGUACGACGAGUACGGGGAUCGGGAGUACCGAGCGGCCGAACGUUUGGGUGAGCAGAUGUCGACGGAAAACUGCCACGCCCUUUAUCCCGAAUGCCGCAGAAGUGUGCUCGACGUAUUUUCCACGGUGAUCACGUGAACUCUCUACACCGCUGGAUCCCUGUGAAGA
Molecule: messenger RNA, 540 nt
Organism: Bombus terrestris (buff-tailed bumblebee)
Lineage: Eukaryota; Metazoa; Arthropoda; Insecta; Hymenoptera; Apidae
Exons: 2
Source: RefSeq, a predicted model, not a curated record